Limulus polyphemus (Atlantic horseshoe crab) is the source of this 2512-nucleotide messenger RNA. RefSeq names its product SCY1-like protein 2. The transcript has 18 exons. The record is from RefSeq and is a predicted model, not a curated record. The coding region runs from base 158 to 2512 and encodes 784 amino acids. NCBI's taxonomy places the organism in Eukaryota, Metazoa, Arthropoda, Merostomata, Xiphosura, Limulidae. Gene Ontology annotation, biological process: protein phosphorylation. Gene Ontology annotation, molecular function: ATP binding; protein kinase activity.
AGGUAACGUUUAACAUUCCAGGUGCGUGAUUCGCUUCCAACACACAGAGAUGUAGGGUUUGCAGGAAAGUUCUCUCUUGAGGAACAGCUCCAGCAGACUCUGUGAUCAAUACAACUCGUUGUUUCGUCCAUAUUGACCUGCAAGAAGAGCCGACACUAUGCCUCGAGAAACCGCCAUGUUUUCUAAGUUUAAACCAUUAGGACCUACUUUGACGGACGCAAAUCCCAUCACUCAAUACUACGACUUGGGGAUGCAAGUGGGGAGCGCUGGGCCCGAGUUAGCCUGGAAAAUCUAUGAAGCAGUUCGGAAGUCAGACAAAAGGGAAGCGUCAGUAUUUAUGUUCGAGAAAAGGGUGGCUGACAAGUUACAUAAACCAAGACGGAAGGAGACAAUUACUGAAAUUCUUCGGUUUAGUGUUCGGCAAUUGGACCGUUUUAAGCACUCAAAGCUACUGAUGCUUUACCAUCCAAUUGAAGAGUCAAGUGAAAUCUUAGCCUUCGCCACAGAACCAGUACUUGGAAGUUUAGCAAACAUUAUGGGUUCUUUGGAAGAUCGUCUGCCACAAAGCCUUCCACAAUCAGUCACGAGAUACUCUUUUGUUGAAACUGAAAUAAAAUAUGGGCUUUUACAGAUUACUGAAGGUUUGGCUUUUCUGCAUUACUCGUGUAAGCUUAUCCACAGAAACGUGUGUCCACAGUCUGUAAUCGUUAACAGAAGAGGAACGUGGAAGUUAGCUGGAUUAGAAUUCACUGAGAAGUGUAAUGAAACCGAUAUUCUGAGUCCUGUGCCCUGCCAAUCCUUUACUUCUAAGCUUCCAAAGAUGGGCCAACCAGACCUGGACUACACCGCCCCUGAAGUACUAGCGACCUCUAGCUGUUCUCCACUUAGUGACAUGUUCUCACUAGGCCUGAUGAUUUGUGCUGUAUAUAACAAUGGACGAUCCCUAAUCGAAGCAACCUUGAGUACAAGUCACUAUAAUAAAUUCAUAGAGAUGCUAGAACAAAACAUUCAUGGAUUCUUAAAUAGAAUACCUGAUCUCCUACAAGUGCCUCUUCAGAGUCUCCUGAAUGUAGACCCCAGGAGACGUCCUAAUGCACAGAAUUUUUCCAUGAUUAAAUUUUUCAUGGAUCCUGCUAUCCACGCCCUGCAGUACCUGGAUGUGAUUCAGAUGAAAGACUCAAUACACAAAUCCCACUUUUAUCAUAGUCUGAAGGGAACAUUAUCCCACAUACCAAAAAAACUGUGGUAUCAGCACGUGCUACCGUCCUUGAAAUCAGAGCUCCAAUCUCCGGAAGUAUUAGCAGCCGCUCUCCAGCCUCUGCUUUAUAUAAUCGACGAAAGUACUCCUGAAGAAUACCAAACACUUAUCUUACCGAUGUUUCGAACUAUCUUCAGCAUGCCUAAAUCUGUACAGGCAACUGUGACACUUCUGGAAAACCUGGACAUUAUUAUGCAGAAAACUCGAACAAGUGAUAUGAAAUCAAAUGUUCUUCAAAUGUUGUACAAUGCUUUCGACUCUACAACUCCUCAAAUUCAGUGUGCUGCUUUACACGCGGUGGCUCAAGUCGCUGACCAUCUAGAUGAAGGCCCUAUUCGGAGGAUGAUUUUACCAAAAACGAAACAAGUUUUCGAAAAUAACUUUGGUGUAAAGGUCCAAGCCAAUGCUCUAACAUGUGUUGAAAAAAUUAUUGACAAGCUGGAGAAAACAGAUAUUUUAGACGAAGUUCUGCCUAUGCUCAACAAAGCCAAACUCCAGGAUCCGGCUGUACUAAUGCCAGUAGUAAGAAUCUAUAAGCACAUGUUAGGAGGCAAGAGGUACGGACUGACUGUAAACUUACUGGCCACAAAAGUCAUGCCAGCCCUAAUUCCUGUGGUGGUCAGUCCAACAUUAAAAUUAUGCCAGUUCACAACUUUAGUGGAACUACUUCAAGAAAUGCUAGAACAUGUCGCCAAGAGCCAAAGAAACAAACUAAAACUCGAAAAAUUAUCAUUGCCAUCAACAGAGAAGUUAACAAUACCCAACACAAUGGAUCAAAUGACUGGUUAUCCUCAUCGUCCUCCUGCUUUACGUCUGGAGUCCCGUCGAACAUCAAUAAGUAUGGAUGACGUAGGAAGGAGGGCAUGUUCAGCCUCGUCCUCGCCAGAUUCUAAUUUGCUGCGCGUUCAGGCCAACCUCCCUGGAAGACGUCACUCGGACAAUACAAUUCAACCUCCGAGAAUCAUGAUAGCACCUUGCAGUCCGGAUAGUCCCAAUCCCACUGGUGCAACCGCCCCAGGUUUACAGAUGAGACGGCAUUCAAGUGUUAAUCCCCAUGAUACACGAUAUCACUUUUCUACUUUGAAGUCGGGUCCAACUGAUUUUUACAGUAGAGGUCGAGAAGCAGCUAGACGGUAUUCAGCUGCAGCUUUAUAUAACAGUAUAGGUGGCAGCACCUCCUCAUCCUCCAACCAAUCCCCUAGCCUACUUCAGCAAAUCGGCUCUGGCGUGCAACAACUUUUUUCUGGUAAAUAA